AUGGGCGACUUUGUGAACGGCACCAGCCAUGCAGGCCAUGGCCAGCAGGAUACUGUCUAUGGCCGCUUCAAAUCCCAUUUCUCUGCGAAUCGUGGUGAUACCGAAGUCAACAUGUUCGAAGCCGUGAGGAGUCUCCACCCAGAUAAACACGUUACCGAGAUUCCGGUCUUUCAGGCCGAUCUCAUGGAAUUUGCAGAAGCCGGGAAGGCUACCGCGAGACUGAUCAGGAACGGCGAGGAAUUCCUUGCAUACAGAGGCUACACGGCUCCUACAGGACGACAGAGUGCCACUGAAGGCAAGCUAUUCGAGAGGGUCAAGUUCGGUCUCCAUGAGUACUCUUAUGACGGCGAUGAUUUUCUGGUCUACGUUAUGGACUGGCCUGAUGCGGAUAACCAGGGCACGACACUGAUGCAAUUCGUUCUCGCGCCCAAGACUGACGUUGAUGCCGAGAAUCACUCUCCCACGGCCGACAAGCUCAUCAAAGCUGCGGGAAGGUACUCGACGGACCUGCACGAGGAAAUCUACGUCUUCGAUGGAGGAUACUGGGCAAAGAACCACAAACUUUGGGAGGCUGUGCAGUCGUCCUUUUGGGAAGAUGUCAUACUCGAUCCGGCAAUGAAAGACACUUUGAUCAAGGAUGUGGACAAUUUCUUCGACAGUCGAGCAGUCUACAAGGAGUAUUCGGUGCCCUGGAAACGUGGAGUCAUCUUUCACGGCUCUCCAGGCUGCGGCAAGACAAUCAGUAUCAAGGCCCUCAUGAACGCCCUCCAAAAGCGCGAUGUCGCCAGCUUGUAUGUAAAGUCUUUCAAAGGCUGUCAAGGCAUGCAGCACUCGAUUCGAAGCAUAUUCAGCCAGGCUCGAGAAAUGGCUCCUUGCAUGCUGGUUUUCGAGGACCUGGACAGCUUGGUCGUGGACGAAGUUCGCUCUUACUUUCUGAACGAAAUCGACGGUCUCGAGGAUAAUGACGGCAUGCUCAUCAUCGGUAGCACGAAUCAUCUUGACCGACUGGAUCCUGGUAUUGCCAAACGUCCUUCUCGCUUCGACAGAAAGUACCACUACAAGCUUCCCGGCGAGCGCGAGAGAGUUCUGUAUUGCCAGUACUGGCGCCAGAAACUCCAGCAAAACAGCAGCAUCGAAUUCCACGAGGACAUCUGCAACGUCGUCGCCCAGCUCACCGAAGGUUUCAGCUUCGCCUACCUCAAGGAACUCUUCGUCCAAACUCUCCUCGCCAUCGUCGGUGGCAGAGCGGACCUUGAAGAUGAUACCGAUGAUGGCUAUGUGACCGUCACGGACACUGUGGCGGAAGAGACCAAAGUUGUCGAUGAUUCCGCUAAGCUUGCGAAAGACGGCGAGACCACUACCAGCACUAAGGAGAAAUCUGGUGAGGAGAAGAAGGAACCUAAGAAGAAGAUGCAGAUGCCCGAGGUGGAGAUUCCCGAACAUCUGAAAGAGAGCUCUCUCAUGCGAAUUCUGCGGAAGCAGACUAAGGCCCUUUUCCAGGAAAUGGACAAUACGGAAGACGACGGAAUUCAUGCCAGACCAAAGUUUGAUUAA
Molecule: messenger RNA, 1554 nt
Organism: Lecanosticta acicola
Lineage: Eukaryota; Fungi; Ascomycota; Dothideomycetes; Mycosphaerellales; Mycosphaerellaceae
Source: the annotation of a GenBank genome assembly